This is a messenger RNA of Coffea eugenioides, 1205 nucleotides long. RefSeq names its product vacuolar protein sorting-associated protein 24 homolog 1. Gene Ontology annotation, cellular component: ESCRT III complex; multivesicular body. Bases 227 to 886 code for a protein of 219 amino acids. The transcript is spliced from 6 exons. NCBI's taxonomy places the organism in Eukaryota, Viridiplantae, Streptophyta, Magnoliopsida, Gentianales, Rubiaceae. The record is from RefSeq and is a predicted model, not a curated record. Gene Ontology annotation, biological process: late endosome to vacuole transport; endosome transport via multivesicular body sorting pathway; protein transport.
UUAAAAAAAUAUUCGGAAAAAAAAGAAAAGCCAAAAGUUCAGAAAUUCCACUACCACCAUAAUCAUCAACAUCGUCAACCCAUCACCGAGUUAAAGAAUCGGAAUCCUCCUCUACUGGGGUAGAGAAAACACGCAAUUAUAUAGCAACAAAUCCCGUUCCGAUCGUUUUGCAGGGGAAUAGAGAUAAUCUGGUUUAAGGGUUUUACAGAAAAAAAAGAGGAAAAGGAUGGAGAAAGUGAUGAAUAUGAUAAAGCCGAAGCCUAACCCGCAACAGUUAUUGAGAGAUUGGCAGCGUCGUCUCCGUCAAGAGUGUCGCAAUAUCGAGCGCCAAAUCCGAGAUAUACAGAGAGAAGAGAAGAAUGUGCAGAAAGCAAUUAAAGAAGCAGCAAAGAGAAAUGACAUGGGUUCUGCCAAGUCCCUUGCUAAAGAACUUGUGAGAUCUAGAAAGACAGUGAACCGUCUUUACGAGAAUAAGGCACAGAUGAAUUCAAUAUCAAUGCAUCUUGGAGAAAGUGUUGCCAUUGCUCGCACUGUGGGACAUUUAUCAAAGAGUGCUGAGGUCAUGAAGCUUGUCAAUAAUCUGAUGAAGGCUCCUGAGGUGGCUAUAACAAUGCAAGAAUUUAGUAAAGAAAUGACCAAGGCUGGUGUCAUAGAAGAGCUUGUGAAUGAUGCCGUGGACAAUGCCCUGGAUUCAGAAGACAUUGAAGAGGAGACUGAAGAAGAAGUUGAUAAGGUCUUAACUGCUAUUGCUGGUGAGACUGCUGCACAGCUUCCCGAAGCAGUCAGGAAGGAGAGGUUGAAGCAGCCUGCCCAGGAAGAUGUAGAGGAGGAUGAUGAGGAAGAGCUUGAAGAAAUUAGGGCGCGUCUCGCCAAAGUUAGAUCAUAACUUGAACCUCACAUUGUCUGCCCACAUCCCUGUGUCCCUGAGAAUGUAGAAGUAUUGUAUUGAUUAAUGCAUGCCAACGUUUGAGAUGCUGCAGCCGUAUUCCUAUCGCAGAUCGGAAGACAGAAGUUGUGAAAAACAUUACGUGUUGUACAAGAAUGGGCUCUUGUUAGAAGGAUAACCCUGGCUGUUGUGUAUAUAUGAUAAUGCACGUUGCAAGUUUUUACCGAGAGUUCUCACCGUGCCCUUUGACCUUACGGGAGAAUAACGAUCUAAAAUCUGGCAUCACUUCCUAAUGAAAAAAGCCUUAAAUUCUGUAAAA